Bufo bufo (common toad) is the source of this 6423-nucleotide messenger RNA. It is a transcript of the gene ADARB1, whose product is annotated as adenosine deaminase RNA specific B1. Gene Ontology annotation, cellular component: nucleolus; cytoplasm. Lineage: Eukaryota; Metazoa; Chordata; Amphibia; Anura; Bufonidae. The coding region runs from base 1191 to 3224 and encodes 677 amino acids. The record is from RefSeq and is a predicted model, not a curated record. Gene Ontology annotation, biological process: RNA processing; adenosine to inosine editing. Gene Ontology annotation, molecular function: tRNA-specific adenosine deaminase activity; double-stranded RNA adenosine deaminase activity; double-stranded RNA binding. The transcript is spliced from 12 exons.
CGCGCGUUGUUGGCGGGAGGAGAAUAGCGGAGCGCUGUGUGAGAGUGCGCAGCACCGGGCAUACCACCGAGCUCCGGCUGACGGGGAAGGUGCACCUGACUGACACUAGCGGCGAAGCGUGAGGGACACAGACGCCGCCUUACAGACUACUGGUUAACUGUUUCCCAGACCAUUGGCAUCCAGGGGAGGACCCUUCUAGCACCCCACCGGAGCGCAUCUCUGCAGCCCACCGGCCUUUUCAGUGAUUCUCUCCGCAGGGACCGUGAAGGCUGCAUACCACAGGAUCCUCCUGGUCACCCCAAGUUUCAGAAGCCCAUUAAAAAGCCACUAUCUACCUGAAUCCUUUGAAGGCAUCGUCACAAAAGCAAUGACUGAAGAGCAAAGUGGUUUUCACCAGUCCAGGAAGCAACGAAAGUAUUUCACAAUGGAUGUGGAUGAAGAAGAAAAUAUGAGAGUAACCUAUCGAGCUUUUGCUGGAGGAUGUUAUAAAUGAAAAUUUAGCAACCAUUCCAUCCUUUGUUAGCUGGGUAAAGUGGUGUGUGUUUGCUUAGCGUUCACGUUCCAAGAUUCAGUACCACUUGGGACUAUGUUAUCAAAAGUGAGAUGUUUCCAAUCCAUAAGGAGAACGUUUGAUAGAAAUAAUGUUAGCUUGACAAAAAAGAUUGAGAAUGAACAAUCGCGUCAAAUACCAAAACAUUUGCACUUAACAUUUGGAUUGGUUUUUGACAUAAAAAUUUGUUUCUUAAGUCUUUAAAUCCGUUUUCAUUAUUUUUCUAGAUAAACCUUAAUUUCUUUUUGACUCUUACUUUCGCCUGGCACCCAUGCUUCUAUGGAAAUUGCCAGCCUUCAUUAAGAGGGUGCAGUUAUGUUUUAAGUUUUAUGCUUACUUUGCAUUUAUUAAGUGUAUUCAAUUUUACAUAGCCGAGAUGAAUUGACCAAACAAUGAUUUAUGUUAUGAUUUAGGAUGUAUUACAAUUUUGGUCGAUGAUGACAUGUAAAUGGCAAGUAGCCUUUUGCCAUUACAACGUAAAACCUAUAUUCCGUGACCACACAUCACUGAACCAGUGACAAAGAUAGAUAAAGGAAUCUAUAAAUUUUGCAUUUACAAGAUCCUGCAACGAAGGCGUUGUAAGUUACUCUUUCUGGGCACCACAGGUUCAAGCAGCACUGACGUUAAAGAAAAUCGUAACAUGGACGGAGUGUCAAGAAAGGAUGGGAAUGGCCAAAGUACCGGGGAGGGGGCUCAGCUAUCCAAUGGGGGUGAGGGGAGCAGCAGGAAACGACCAUUGGAGGAAGGUAAUAAUGGCCAUUCCAAGUUUCGUCCAAAGAAGAGGAAGAAAACACCCGGGCCAGUCUUGCCAAAGAAUGCUCUCAUGCAGCUGAAUGAAAUAAAGCCAGGAUUGCAAUAUAAACUUGUUUCCCAGUCUGGUCCAGUUCAUGCACCAGUGUUUAUUAUGACCGUCGAGGUUAACGGGCAAGCUUUUGAAGGCUCAGGUCCAACAAAGAAGAAGGCCAAGCUUCACGCAGCUGAAAAAGCAUUGCGGUCCUUUGUGCAGUUCCCCAAUGCAUCAGAAGCUCACAUAGCUAUGGGGAGAACCCAGUCUAUAAACACUGACUUUACUUCUGACCAAGCCGACUUCCCAGACACACUCUUCAAUGGAUUUGAAAAACCUGAGCAGGCCGAUCAUGCAUUUUUCUUAGGCUCCAAUGGGAAUGAACCCUUUAAUUCGGCGAGUGACUAUAGCAUGGCAUUGGCUGCAUCCUGCAAUCUCAUCCAGUCCCCACUUCCAACACCUUCGUUUUUUCCACCUUCAAUUGGGAAAAACCCCGUAAUGAUCUUAAAUGAGCUGCGACCAGGGCUGAAGUAUGACUUUGUGUCAGAGAGUGGAGAAAGCCACGCUAAGAAUUUUGUUAUGUCGGUCACCGUGGACAACCAGACAUUUGAGGGGUCUGGUAGAAACAAGAAGCUUGCUAAGGCCCGAGCAGCUCAGGCAGCUUUGGCAUCACUGUUUAACAUGCAGCUGGACCAGACUCCUUCACAACAGCCUGUUCCCAGUGAGGGCCUACAGUUGCACUUACCUCAGGUGCUGGCUGAUGCUGUUGCACGUUUGGUCAUAGAGAAGUUCAGCGAGCUAACAGAUAAUUUUACCUCCCCACAUGCAAGGAGAAAAGUGCUAGCCGGAGUUGUCAUGACGACAGGAAUAGAUGUGAAAGACGCCCAGGUCAUCAGCGUUUCCACCGGAACCAAAUGCAUCAAUGGGGAGUAUAUGAGUGAUCGUGGUUUGGCGCUAAAUGACUGUCAUGCUGAAAUUGUAGCUCGCAGGUCACUGCUUAGAUUUCUCUACACACAGCUUGAAUUAUUUCUAAGCUCAAAAGAAGAUCAGCAAACAUCCAUAUUUAUGAAGUGUGAGCGCGGUGGUUUUCGACUGAAGGACAAUGUUCAGUUCCACCUGUACAUCAGUACAUCACCAUGUGGAGAUGCUCGUAUUUUCUCACCGCAUGAAGCUGGACAAGAAGAUCACGGUGAUCGCCAUCCUAACCGAAAGGCCCGUGGACAACUUCGUACGAAGAUAGAGUCUGGAGAGGGUACUAUUCCUGUCCGGUCAAGCAGUACUAUCCAAACAUGGGAUGGGGUUUUGCAAGGAGAGAGAUUGCUCACCAUGUCUUGCAGUGAUAAGAUUGCCAGGUGGAACGUUGUGGGAAUCCAGGGAUCGCUCUUCAGUCUCUUCGUUGAGCCAAUCUAUUUCUCCAGUAUUAUCUUGGGCAGCCUCUAUCAUGGCGAUCAUCUCUCCAGGGCCGUGUACCAGAGAAUAUCUGAUAUAGAAGAUUUUCCCCCACUGUAUUCACUAAACAAGCCUUUACUCAGUGGAAUUAGUAAUGCAGAAGCUCGCCAACCGGGCAAGGCUCCUAGUUUCAGUGUCAACUGGACAAUAGGAGACCCCAGCCUUGAAGUCAUCAAUGCUACAACUGGCAAGGAUGAAUUGGGUCGUGCGUCACGUCUCUGUAAACAUGCUCUCUACAGUCGAUGGAUGCGUAUUCAUGCAAAGCUCUCCUCCAGCCUGAGAUGUAAAACUGGGAAGCCCAAUCUAUACUACGAUACAAAGAAAUCUGCCACAGAAUACCAGGCGGCGAAGGAAUGCGUCUUUAAAGCCUUUCAAAAGGCAGGACUUGGUGCCUGGGUUAAAAAACCUAUAGAGCAAGACCAGUUUCCCCUCACUGGUUAAAGUCUUGAACGAAUCGAUUGAUUUUAGUUUUUCCUUUGUCAGGCAGGAGCAUAUGACACUAUAAACCUCAUCAUGAUUUCUCCAUUCUCUGACGUGCCAAUCAUCCUCAAACCACACAUUGUUUUAUAGGAUCUGGAAAUAAUUGUGUUUUUAUUUAUUCCUUAGUGACCAAAGGCAAUCCAUCUUUUGUAAGCACCUGCCUCAGUUUUUAUUUUAGGUAAAAUGUAUUUUCUGUAGCUGGAUCUCUCACCUCUGUAAAUUGUAGAUACCUACAACAGCACCAGUGUGCGAUACAAUGGGCAGCUGAUUUGAACGUGGAAAGCGAUUCUUAUUUCACUGCAGAUAUGUUCUUGUUCAUGGUUUUACACUGUAUUUUUAGGUGGCGUAUUUCAUGAGCUUCGUUUUGUGAAAUUUAGCCUGCUGUUGACACUAAUGUGACCAGCAAUAUGUUGGAAAUUUUAUAUAUAUAUUUUUUUUUUAUUAACCUGUCUUUGCUUACAUAUUGCCGAUUGAAAAAUCAAGAACCGGCACCCCUUCUGCUAUACUACAAGGGUUCAGUACCAGCUGCUACACAUGUGUGUCAUUGGUAUCUGUGUAUGUAUGGCUAAGGUUUUAUUAUGCAGCUUUUAUUCUGUACUUGUGUCUCAUUUACCCAUGUUGUGAAUUCAGAAUUGUACUGUUGGUAACUGGAUUGAAACUCAUUUGUAUCUUUCUUGCUUUUAGGCUGUAAUUGUGAACCGAGACCUAUAAAGAAUUAAAUUGUUUGCUGAAAAUACAGUAUAUACAUAAAACCACACAAUUGUUUUGCAGAAAUACGUUGCUUGGCAUUUAAUAAGAGGUUUUAAAUUACUUUUCUAUGCAUAUAGACAAAUUCCAAAGUUACGUCCAUGCAUGAUGGGGGGGGGGGGGGGGGAGAUGGGUGAUGGCAGAUUUCGCCACAGUUCUGAUGCUAAUCUGCAUAUUUUUCAUGGAUUUCACACUAUAUAUCGCAAAGGGUGAAAAUCCGCAACAAGAAUUCACGUGCUGCAGAUAUAUGAAUGCAGGUCAAUUUAUGCGCUUGUGGCAGAGAUUUGUUAAUCCUCUUUGCUGUAGUUGUAUAUUUCACUGUGGAUUUUCCACCCACAAAUCUAGAGUCAUAAACAGAUUUGAUUAAAACUAUUUACCAACAUCCUUUAACAAAGGAGUCUCAUGUUGGGACAAGUUUAUUUUUUUAAAUUAGAAUAGCUAGCAUUUCAUUCAAUAGCUGCGGUUUCAUUCAAAAAUGACAGGCUGAUAGUGUAUGCUAAAUAUAUAGCUGUCUUAUCUAUACACAAAGAUGAUAUCAUUACAGGCAGGAUUAGAAUGACACACAAGCAGAUAACUGCAGUAAAGUGAUCUAUACAUACCAAGGAGUGGUGCCUAUUAGGCUUAGUGGCAGGGCAAAAACUGCAGGAAUUUAGUUCAAAUAUCGAUAUUGGUGUGGAAAAUUAAAAAAUUAUUUUAAAGUAUGUUAAACAAAAAUGUGAUUUAAACAAUAGAUCAUUUUCUGAUGACACAUUCCCUUUCUCAUUUAGACAAUCUCUUAAAAAAAAAAAAAAAAAAAACUCCUGUAACCAAAAGCCAUCACAUAAUGUCCAUUACAAUAAAUGGCUUGGUUUGCUAGAGCAACUCUCCAUUCUGUAUCCUACAGGGUUAGUGAAUUAACCUUCCCUCUUUGAUUUUUCAUAUAGCCAAUCAUGGUCUUUAUGAGGGAACCUCUUAAAUGGGUAUUCCAGUUAUGGAAGUUAUCUCCUAUCCACACGAUAGGGAGCCUGUACCCCUUAAAAGCCCCCUGAAAUAAACAGAGCAGCUGGUUGGGCAUGUGCGCAACUGGCUUUAUUCAUUUUCUGAUGCACAGGUAAACUUUGAAGAGGAAGCAGGACUCGCACAAGUGUGUGACUCCUUCCAACAGCUGUCCUUUUUAAACAUCAGUCAGCAGAGGGAAGAUGGGAGUGAAGCGCAGGAGCUGCCUGCCUGCCCGCCCUCCGUCUGAUUAGUUGACAUCCUUGCGUCCUCUGACCUGUAUAAUUCUGUCGACGUUGUCUAGAUCAGUACAGGUACACUAGUCUGCCCACCAAUAAUAUGAACAGUUUUGGCUCCAUAGGUCUGCACCGAACAUCAAAUAUGUACUCUGUUAUCACUGUUAUCUGUGGUGUUACAUAGGACUGCACUGCAGACUCUGAUGCCUGAGUUCUGGAAGCCAUCCCUUUGAAGGCAACUGUAAACAUGAUGUGAUCCUCAAUGAAUUUUUUUUUUACACCCCUGUCUUAAUAGGUAAAACAAGGUUAACACCAUUUGGAAUAUAGAGAAUUGCUUAAAGGGACCCUGUCUCCAUUGAACAUGGUGUUUGAGCUACAGUUCAGUAGAACUUGUAUUUUAUACAUUUAAAUUCUAGCCCAAUCCAAUCCAGGCUUUGAAGCCAGGGAGGCGGUCCAUCAGUGAUUGACAGCUAUGUGUGUAUGUACGGUCAUAGAAGGAAUGCUGUCAAUCACUGAUAGCACCAUGCCCUUGAAUUCAAGGUCCAGAAGGAGCAGGAAUUUAAAUGUAUGGCAUUAGGGUUGCACCGGGUAUCGAACUUUCGAUACCCAAUCGAUACUUUUACACCCAGAUCGAUCCAGUACCGGGAUUUGCUAUUUUUUGAUACUAGGCUGCGCUACUGCACAGCCUAGUAUCUGUUGGAGAACAUGGUGCACGUUGCUCCCGGCGCGCACCAUGGUCUUAUCAGCCAGCAAAGUAAAGGAAUGAAUCCCUCCUUCCCAUGACCCAGCUACCGCUGGCCACCAAUGAGAAGGGAGGGGCUGUGGCCACUGUACAACCAAUGAAUAUAAUCAACCUAUUAAUACGAAUCUAAGCGGCGAGUGUCGGAAGUAUUAUAAUCAUUGGUGGCGGUGGCCACAGGGUCUCCCCUCCUCCCUCAGAAAUUUCACUGGUGGCAGUGGCAGCAUCCGAUCGAAGCCCCAGCAGUGAAAUUGCAGGGCUCCGAUUGGUUACCAUGACAGCCAGGAUGCUACUGAAGCCAUCCAUGGCUGCCAUGUUAAGCUCCCUACUGCUGUGUGUGCACAAAGCAGGGCAACAGGGACAGUGUAAAAAUCCAAUUCUUUCUAAUAGAUCUCUAUUAGGGUGAAUAGGACAAGGGAUCAAAAGAUAGGACUGUUCUAUUAUGGGCCACAUGUUCCGUAAA